Molecule: messenger RNA, 6282 nt
Organism: Chiloscyllium plagiosum (whitespotted bambooshark)
Lineage: Eukaryota; Metazoa; Chordata; Chondrichthyes; Orectolobiformes; Hemiscylliidae
Source: RefSeq, a predicted model, not a curated record
ACGUCCAGUCCGCGGUCACGAUUGGUCAAGAGCACCGUCAGUCACGAGUGGGUUAACUUUGCCUUGAUUGAGCUUGGGGUUUUUGGACGUUGUCCAUGGCCCGUGGUAGUCUGCGCAUGCCUCAACCAAAUUCUCCUCCCCGCCCCCACCUAACCGUCCAUUCUGCUCGAGCGGCCGCUAUGUGGAAUAACGUUAUUGCCGAGCAACGGGCGUGUUGCUGAUGUUUGUCUGAGCCUGGGCAGGGCAGCUGCACUGCUAGGGAUGACGUAGUUCUUGAAACAACAUUGAGUAACUGCAGAAAUGAGCUUAACAUCCUGGUUUUUGGUGAGCAGCAGAGGCACACGCCACCGGCUGCCACGUGAGAUGAUCUUUGUUGGCCGAGAUGAUUGUGAAUUGAUGUUACAGAUGGCCAAAGUGUGCAAAGUCCUGCAGAUACGAUCCCGAAGUGUGGACAAACAGCAUGCUGUUAUCAACUAUAACUCUGCCGAAGAUGAACACAAAGUGAAGGAUCUUGGUAGUCUAAACGGGACAUUUAUUAAUGAAGCCCGAAUACCAGAACAAACCUACAUCACUCUGAAGAUAGAUGAUAAACUUCGAUUUGGAUAUGAUACCAAUUUGUUCACUGUAGCAAGAGGAGAAUUACGAGUCCCAGAGGAAGCGCUGAAGCAUGAGAAAUUUACAAGCCAGUUACAGUUGCCACAGAAACUUUCAGAAGCUGAAGGAUCAACAGAAGCUCCAGAUAACUCUGAGGGCAAAACUGAAGUGAUGGCUCAUGCAGAGGUGCAUAAAACUUCAGUAGACAUAUCUGUUAUACCUAUGGCCCGUGGAACCCCUUUAUAUGGACAGCCUGCUUGGUGGGGUGAAGAUGAUGCAGAUGAUGAAAAUUCAAGCAAACAAGAUCCCAAGCCUGGGAAUGUGAAGAUGGAAAGCAGUGCUACAGGAGGUGAGAGCCCAAGUGAAGAUGCCAAGGAAGUUAGUAAACCCAAAGAUGAUAGAAAAGACUUGGAACAAGUAAUUUAUCCAUUCUGUAGAGAACCAAGCUAUUUUGAAAUCCCUACUAAAGAAUUUCAUCAAGCUGCUGUAUCAAUGGAAAGUUCAAUUCAUGAAAUCCCUACAAAAGAUACAGAAGCCACUCGUGCAGUCGUUCAAGGGCAUGCUUCGUUUACUAUUGAAUUUGAUGAUCAUACUCCAGGCAAAGUGACAAUCAAAGAUCAUGUCACCAAAUUCACGCCCGACCAGCGUCAUAAGCAGAAGAAGUCUCCUCCAGCCGCCAAAGAACUGUCUGGACUCCAGGCUGCAAUGAAAGCAGCAGAAAGCAAAGUGGCUGAUUGGCUGGCACAGAAUGAUCCUCCCAGAAUAAGACGCGAAUCGAUGGAUGAUGAUUGCAAAAGCAUAAAGAGUGAUCUCUCUGUUCAGAUGAGGCGAUUAAAAGGGAGUAAACAUGAUGAUGGAACGCAAAGUGAUACAGAAAAUGGAAAUGGCCAAAGGUGUGCUCAUAAACACGCUGCCCUCGAAGAUCAAUUGAGGAUGUAUCGUGCAGAACAACAGAGGCUUCAUCAUCAGAAGAUUGCAACUUCAGAAAAGGUCCGUGAGGUUCCUUCAAUGAGUAGGACUGCCUUUAUGAUUGAAUUCUUUGAUGACGAUCAUCCACGCAAGCGACGAUCCUAUUCUUUUACACAAAGUUCACCAGCUGUACCCCAAGAAGGUCUUCAUCCUUUUCCACCUGUGAAGCCAGACAGGUUAAAAGGUGGCAUAGUUGAUUCAAAGACAAAUCCUUCAACACAUCAGCCAAGUUCCCCUCAUACUAAAUCACCUCACAGUGUACAUGAGCUUCAUCAACCGAAACAUUUACAGAAACAAAAAUCUAAUGAACCAUCAGUUCCUUUAAUAUCUGCCCAAACUAUGCAGUUACGAAGUUCUGGUAGUACUGGACACAGACAGAAUCAAAGUCAGCAUUUCGAACAACAGGCAAAACUUUCUCCAUUGGCCACAAAGGAAAAUGAAGAUGAUCAGAGUGAUAAAGGAACAUACACCAUCGAACUUGAAAAUUCAAAUGCAGAAGAGGAGGAAGCUCGUAGAAUGAUUGACACGGUAUUUGGAAUAGUAGAUUCCCCCAAUUACUCUGGCAGUGGUAUAACAAGGCCAGUCAUUGCUGAACAAAAGAUCAAGUGGCAGCCAAAUUCUACUGAACAAGCAACUGAUGCAAGAAAUGGAGAACUUAGUAAAGAGCUUUUGAAUGACUCAGAGACUCAACCUGAAGGUUCCUUUACAUCCAGCACCCCUAGGUGGGUGUCCCAAUGGGCACAUUUAGCUGCUAACGAUGUUGUGCCAGCAACAUUUGGUACUCAUGAACAAGAUGCAAACAUUAGUGAAUCUGGUGUCUCAGUAAAAAGCACAUCAACCACAUCAGAAACUGCAUCAGCCAGUGCAGCAGAGAGAAAGAGACGAGCACUUCCCCAACUCCCAACAGAGGAUAAAACGGCAGAGGGCCUGAAAUCAAAAGGUUCCCUUACUUUAAACCUAUCAAAAUCAAGACGUGAAGUCGAUGAAAAACAAGACACUGAGCUUCCUGAAAAAGAAACUACCACUCCACCUCAUCAGAAAGACAAACAAAGGGAGCACACUAGCAGCAUUUCUAAGACAGGCCGGUCAAAGAGCGGCUCUGCUAUCAAAGCUGAUAGUGCUGGUGAUAUUUGCAGUGAGACAAUGAACAGCAAGGAAGGUGCAGUGUUUCAGUCCAGCAGCUGCACUCAAUCUACUAAAGUGAAAGCUGAGACUAUCAAGGGAAUACCAGGUACAAGACUGUCUUCACCUACAACUCAACAGCAGGGCCAUAAAGAGAGUUUGUACCAACAGGGCUCUUCUAAAACAACAGCUACAAGUAAACCUUUGGUUAACGCUGCUAGCCAAAGUGACAAAAGCAGAGAAGUGUCACCUAGGCAACUCGCCUCGCACAAAGCUGAUGUACGGGAAUGCAGGCAAACACCUGCCACAAGCACUUUGGACAAAGCAGAGAUGCAAAUAGAAACAAAACAGAAGAAGUCGGAAGAGUCUGGCAGAAGACAGACUCCUAAAGGUGGGGAUACAGAAAGAAAGGAUUCUCCCAGGCCUUUGGUCAGACAAGGAAGCUUCACCAUAGAAAAGCCAAGUAGUAAUGUACCUUUAGAGCUUAUACCUCGGAUUAGUAAGCAGUCUGGGUCACCAGGUGAUGCAUCUAUAACCACACGGAGUAGAGAGAGAAGUAGUUCUAAUGGGACAGAAUCCACAGUUGACACUACAAUUUUGUUAAAGGAUACAGAAUCAGUAAUGGCUUUUCUCGAGGCAAAACUGAAGGAUGAGAACAAGCUUGAUGGUGGUGAUGAAACCCCAAGCUAUCACAGGGAUGAUUCCAUUUCCCCUGAAUCCGAUGUUGACACUGCUAGUACCAUUAGCUUAGUUAGUGGAGACGCAGAAAAGAAGUCUCUUCAAAAACGAAGAACUCUAAGUAACCUUCACAAGGAGAAGAGUUUCACAAAAUCGCCUAAGGAUUUGUCGAAGACAUUUGCAACCAAUGCUAAGGACAAGCUUGCAGACAAGAAAACUAAAGGUCGUGCUUCUGACCUUGGCAUUAGAUCUGAACCUCGCAGACCUGUACAGACCACUGGCAGAGCAAGACAAGCAUCUUUUGACUUGACAGAUGAUGACCAAACAUCAAGUUUUCCUCAGUCUACUAUCUCCGAUUUUCUUUCUUCAGAUCAAGAGACCUAUUCCAGCCGAUCACAAGGGAGGACAUCCUUUACAUCCACAGAUGAACUAUUACAUUCCAAACUGGAGGGCAAUAAAUUAUCCAAGUCAAAAACUGCUGCUAUUAGUUCAGCUAGCAAAUCAACUGCCUUGCCCAAGCCUCGGCCAACCAGGGCAUCUAUUUUACGUAGGGCACGCCUUGGCGAUGUAUCAGAUACUGAACUGGCAGAUGUUGAUAAAGUUUCAGUAGUGUCUGAAGUAUCCACAACCAGUUCAACUACAUCGAAACCGCCCUCAGGCAGAAAAACACCCUCUAGAUUAGACCUCCUUGCCCAACCACGACGUAACCGGCUGGGUUCUAUAUCGGCUCGUAGUGAUUCUGAAGCAACUGUAACUAGAAGUGGUGUUAGUCGAAGUGGAGACUCUUCUGUUCGGAGUAACUUGCGUGGUACAUCAACCAUGGAUAGCAAAGUUUCUCCUAGACUUCGUGCUAAUAGUAUUUCAAGAAUGCCUGAUUCUUCUAAAGUUAAAGUAUCAAUGGCAGGACACUGUUCUUCAUCAGUUGUUUUGCAAGGUCCACGAUGGAGGCGCUUCCCUACAGAUUAUGCUUCAACUUCUGAAGAUGAAUUUGGGUCGAAUCGUAGUUCACCUAAGCAUACCCGCCUACGCACCAGUACAGCACUGAGAAGCACUAAACCGCAGAACAGUAACGUUGCAUCAACUACCAAUGUACUCCUGAAAAACAAAAUGAAGGAACAGGAUGACUACAUAAGAGACUGGACUGCUCACAGUGAGGAAAUUGCCAGGUAUCUUUCAAUAUCAAAAUGCCAACAUUUCCUGCAAACUGUUCAGCAAUUGUGCUUGAGUCGUUCAGAAGAUGCUAUUGUAUGAUUGCUCAAUGUGUUCCUGUUGAAUUUAAAUAUUGACAAAAACAAAGAUCUGUUGCUGAGGGUGCCGACUUGACAAGCUUUGACAACAUCUCUCUCUCGCUCGCUCCCCCUCUCUCCACCCCCAACUGAGUUACUCUCUCCAAGUCAUGGAGAGAUUAACUUUUCAAGUUCUAUAAUUCAUUGUUUUCCUAUAUGCUUUGAAAAUUACAUCAUUGGCUCCUUUGAAGGGAAUGUUGGUGACUCAUGAAAGCAAGGAAGAAAAAGUAGCAACUAUACAUUAUUGGUUUAUUAAAAUUUGCCUAAAUGACGUUAUUAGAAUGCUGAUUUUAUUUUUGUCCUUCUGCAUGUCUAAUCCUAAUCUUGGAACGUUAAAGGCUCUUACAUAAUUGUUUUAACAUGAGUAGUCCUCAUUUUAUGUAGCUGUACUCAUAUUAUUUCAUUUUAUAGUUAUUUAUUUCAUGGUAUCUGUUUUUAAGUAUUGUCAUCAUUUUCGUUUUGGUUCAUUUGUAUAUGUGAUCAUCACUGAUUGAUUGCUAUUGCACAUCAACAUUCAAUACUGCACUGUCUGCAUUCCAGGCAGCCUGUUCCUUUUGCCGUGACUGUUGACAAGGGAUCUCUCCUCUUUCUUGGCAUUGCUUCCUGGCCUUGUCUCCCAACUUGCUCCAUCCUGAACUUGUCUCACCCCAGGCUUGCUUCUCGGCCUCUUGUUUUCCUGCCUUGCCUCCCUUCCCCUUGGCUUUGUCUCCCAACUUGCUGCACCUCAGCCCGGUCUCCCACCGAACCCUUUCACUGCCUUGUAUGUUGUUAACUUUUGGCUCUCGGUCUUGCCUUUGCUGUCUCCGUUUCUAGAUCCUUGUUUCACUGCUGAAUGCAAAUUGAGGCCCUGGGCUCCAUCUAGUGACAAAAGACAGUCAGUGCAGACUGCCAUGGGUGUCCAGCUUUACUGACCAAUUGCUACCACUAGAUAGUGCUUGUCAUCUAACAGUACUCCUUUUUACUCCUUUUUUAAAAUCUAAUUUAUUUUAAGCUGUUUAAUUCAGCAAUGUAAAGUACAGGAAGAACUCUGUUUCAGUUUCAAGGGCACAGGUAUAAUAUUUUAAUUAUUUCCUCUCUGAUGUAGAAGGCCCUAUGGAACCUCAUUCCUACUUAAAUAUUGAUUUCUGUGCAAAUUAAUGCUUUAAUUAGAGGUGCAACUUUCAGAAAGCCAAUCCUGACUUUAGGUGAGAUCACCUUUUUUCAUUAUCACAUGGCACCUUCUAUACUGAAACAACCAGCGAUGUUGUAACAUGUUUGUGUUGAAUUUUUUAUCCUAACAGUCUGUUGAGUGUAAAAUCUAUAAAAGUAAUAUGUUAUUAUGUACUGCAUAUGGUAGGUGGUGAACCUUCUUGAAUUAAUAAUGUAAUUUGGGUGCUGAGUGGUUUGAAAAGCCACUUCAGAGGACACUUGAAUCAAUGCAUCUAGAAUCAAACACAGGCUAGACUGAGAAGGACAACAAGUUUCACUUCAUGUUUGUGCAACAACAGCUAGAUGGUUAUUUUUGAUAUUUUUUAAACUAGAUUCAAAUUCAAAUGACAAAUGAAGUUACUGUGUGCAUUAUUAUCUGGCUUCUGGGUUAUUAGGCAAAAGUGAGGACAGCAAAUGCUGGAAACCAGAGUUUAGAUCAGAGUGG